Messenger RNA from Pisolithus orientalis, 2381 nucleotides. Its product is annotated as pyridoxal phosphate-dependent transferase. The record is from RefSeq and is a predicted model, not a curated record. The coding region runs from base 279 to 2129 and encodes 616 amino acids. NCBI's taxonomy places the organism in Eukaryota, Fungi, Basidiomycota, Agaricomycetes, Boletales, Pisolithaceae. The transcript is spliced from 6 exons. Gene Ontology annotation, molecular function: pyridoxal phosphate binding; cystathionine gamma-synthase activity. Gene Ontology annotation, biological process: transsulfuration.
CUACAUCAGAUCAGUACUUGUGGAAGUUCGCGGUGUUUGGCUUGGUACGGGUAAUAUGUGGAGUGCCUUAUUAGGACAGUAACGAACUGAGGAAGGGCACCUCAUAAGUGCUGGCCAUGACAAGUGCUUAUAAGAUUGAACAUCGUCACAUGUGCGCUACAUAAUACGUAAAUUUCUUUCUUCCCGCAGGCAACUUACGUCUGGAGAAUUAUUACUCGGGUCUUGAGUGGAGCCUAUUUGGGGAAUCACCGAGUCUUCCUCGAGGCAGUCAAGUAUUGAUGGCCGGUUUCGUUGACCGGAACCAGUGUAUCAACCUCGCUAUCAUGAGCACUCCCAUCCCUAUCGGUAGCGAUACGCUGGGAUGGCCUCUCCCGGCUGUCCUCCAUGCCAUUACAGUGUCGCUACCAACCUGGUCUGAUAAUGUGGGGUAUCUCACUGGUCAAGAGGCCAUCGUCGAUGCGAUGUCGACAGGUUACCCUCGUUUUUUCAUCCAUCGAAGUAUUCAGAAGCUCGCAGAUAUUUGUCAAGAAAAAUUCGGUUCUUCCGAGGAACUUUGCCUUCUGUGCCCAACUCGAACAACUGCUGAGCACGGAAAGGAAUUUAUUCACGACCAAGCUUUGUUGGCCGGCAAGCCAUCUGAAGUUCGAAUCGUCCAUUAUGCCAUACAUCCAAUGGGAGACCCCCCUUCAACUUUAAAGGAGGCGUCGGGUCUCCCCAUAGUAUCACAAUCGGUUCCUCCGCAAUCUGCCGAAGUCUUCUCUUUAUUCUUUCAUGCCGACACUUAUAAAGUCGCAAGGCAGUUCUGGCAAAAUUGCGGCCUCGGCGUAUCGUCACGGUAUGCUGAGCACUGCCUAUCCAUCCUCGGGAUCCCUGGAUUUCCAAGGGUGCUGAGUUCGGAAUUUUUGCUUGCAUGUGGGAAGUCCGCCUCCAGGACUUUUGAGACGGAUUUGACCCCGAAACCUUUGGACACGUCGAAACUUCUAUUAACGACCGGAGCGGACGCGAAAGCUGCACUCCGUCAACGAAUAGCUAGCUAUUUUGUCCAUACUGAGUCACCCAUCGAUGCGAGGACAAACGUUUCUAAAGAUGAUGUUUUCCUUUAUCCGAGCGGAAUGUCAGCAUUGUGGAAUGCACACCAGCUCUUACUCGCAUCGCGUCCUUUGGGGAAAAGCGUUGUAUUUGGCUUCCCGUAUACCGACACCCUCAAAAUUCUCGAGAAAAGUGGUCCAGGCGCUAUAUUCUACGGACACGGUCGUGAUUGUGACAUUGAUGACCUGGACGCUACGCUCGCAAGAAAUGUAGCCGAGGAUCCUUCUGCGCCUCCCAUACUUGCUCUCUACACGGAAUGUCCGUCAAAUCCACGACUAUGUACCGUGAAUAUCCCGCGACUGCGCGCCUUGGCUGACAAAUAUGAUUUUUUAAUUAUUAUCGACGAGACCAUCGGAACAUUCGCCAACGUAGACGUCUUGCCUUACGCCGAUUUAAUCGCCACUAGCCUAUCAAAAUACGUGGGCGGAUAUGCAACCGCGCUCGGCGGGAGCCUGGUCAUCAAUCCCCGCAUGAGGCACCAUGCUCUGCUUAAGGAGCACCUGACAUCGACGUUUGAGGAUACCUACUUCGCUCCCGAUGCGAUUGUGAUGGAACGGAACUCACGCGACUUUUUCGAGCGCAUGCGCAUUAUAAACGCUAACACCGAGUACAUUUGCGACUUCCUCCGCACACACUCUAUUGAGGGCGGAGCAUCCGAAAGUGAAGACGCAGUUAUCAAGCAAGUGUGGUAUCCUAAAUACAUGACUCCGGAGAACUACCAAGUCUGUCGUCGAUGCCUGCCUGCUGGAGAACUAGAUCACGAGAACGGAGGUUAUGGGGGCUUGUUCUCGCUCACGUUCACAAGUUUGAAGGCCUCCCGCGCAUUCUACGAUGCACUAGAGGUCGCAAAAGGUCCGAGUCUCGGCACGACGUUCACGCUGACCUGUCCAUACACAUUGUUGGGCCACUUUUGGGAACUGGAAUUCGCGGCAGAGUAUGGGGUAGAGGAGGGCUUGGUGAGAGUAAGUAUCGGGACGGAAGAUAGAGAAGUGCUUCUUAGGGUUGUAAAUGCCGCGCUAAGGGCUGCCAAGUCCGCUUGAAUUUUGCAGGUGGUGAUGCCGUGGGAAUUUCCCGAAAAGGAAGUGCCACCGUCAGCAGGGAAGUGGUCGAGCAUUCGAGCGGGCCUCGCAGGGCAUCACGAAGUGAUGGUUCGGGCGGGAUGCUCGGGAGGACUCCAAGGGACUUUUUUCACGUCAUACAUAUGCUUAUCUACGCUCCUGGCUAGCGAAAAGUGGCAAAUUCGCACGUCGUAAAGUGCAAAAUCAAUUGAUAAGUGCACAAAGACUUUGCAC